GGAAGAUCCGGAGCGAGAUCUUUGAUCCCUUUUGAACCCCGCGUUCUACCCCGAGUCCUCUCUAUUUCUCAUUGAGACCAAGCUCCGUCUGAACCUCAGCAGAGUAAGGUAGAACGCGAGCGGACGCCAAGAGAGAGGAAGGGAGUCGGAAAUGGCGACGGCGUUCGAGCACCCGUACGUGCCGAGGGAACUCCAUCUCCCGGGUUACGUCCCGUGCUUCCUCUCCCAGAAGGACAUCCUCGUGCCCUACCUUGGCACCUCCCUUGUCGGCGUCGCCCUCCUCUGGCUCUUUUCCGGGCGACUGUCAAAGAUAUCAAAGACUGAUAGGUUGCUUAUGUGCUGGUGGGCAUUUACGGGUCUGACUCACAUUAUCCUUGAGGGCUAUUUUGCUUUUUCCCCAGGGUUUUACAAGGAGAAAACUCCGCACUUUUUGGCUGAAGUCUGGAAGGAAUAUAGCAAAGGUGACUCCAGAUAUGCAGCGAGAGAUGCUGGAGUGGUUACUGUUGAAGGGAUCACUGCUGUCAUAGAGGGUCCAGCUAGCCUUCUCGCUGUGUACGCAAUUGCAUCAAGGAAACCGUACAGUUACAUUCUUCAAUUUGCGAUAUGUCUUGGCCAGCUUUAUGGAUGUUUGGUUUACUUCAUAACUGCAUUAUUAGAGGGUGACAACUUCUCGACAAGCCUGUAUUACUAUUGGGCAUACUACAUCGGAGCAAACAGCUCUUGGGUUAUCAUACCGACACUCAUUGCAAUCAGGAGUUGGAAUAAGAUUAAUGCAGCAUUUAAAGUUGAGAAGAAGACAAAGCCUCUUUGAGGAACCACUGCUCGGGUCUUGGGGAGGAGAAAAUUCCAAACUUCCAGUGAAUGUAAUGACCUUAUUUAUGGUUCAUGCUCUUUGUGGAACUAGAUUUCAUUGACUGAAACUCUUGCAUUAAUGUGGUAGGGAUUCUUGUUUGGUGAUUUACAGGCCACUGGAAGCUUUGUUGUUCAAAUUUACCAAGCAUUGCAUAAGAUUCGAAGCAUGUGACAUUAAUAAUAUUAUGGCAUUAGGAAAUUUGCCAUCUGAUGAUGACCAUUUGAGGAAUGAAUGUUACUGCAGUAUCUUUCCUUCACAA
Messenger RNA from Phoenix dactylifera (date palm), 1112 nucleotides. Its product is annotated as putative 3-beta-hydroxysteroid-Delta(8),Delta(7)-isomerase. Gene Ontology annotation, biological process: sterol biosynthetic process. Lineage: Eukaryota; Viridiplantae; Streptophyta; Magnoliopsida; Arecales; Arecaceae. Gene Ontology annotation, cellular component: membrane; endoplasmic reticulum. The record is from RefSeq and is a predicted model, not a curated record. Gene Ontology annotation, molecular function: cholestenol delta-isomerase activity; C-8 sterol isomerase activity; steroid Delta-isomerase activity.